Phragmites australis (common reed) is the source of this 1211-nucleotide messenger RNA. RefSeq names its product thioredoxin-like 1-2, chloroplastic. Bases 98 to 940 code for a protein of 280 amino acids. The transcript has 4 exons. NCBI's taxonomy places the organism in Eukaryota, Viridiplantae, Streptophyta, Magnoliopsida, Poales, Poaceae. The record is from RefSeq and is a predicted model, not a curated record. Gene Ontology annotation, biological process: cell redox homeostasis.
CCGCUUCCCCACCCCCUCUUCCCUUCUGUCCUCUCUCUCUCUCUAGGUCUGCGCCCUCUUCUUCUCCUCGCGAACUCUCCUGGUGAAAGCGGCGGCCAUGGCGGCGGCGCAGGCGGUGGUCAAGGGGAGCGUGGUGUCUACGUACGGAAACCGGGCCGCGCCGGGGCUCCUCGGCCGGCGGAGGGCCACGGCGCGGAUGGCGACCUCCGCGGCGUCGGCGGUGCGGAUCAGCGGCUCCUGGAGGAAGAUCCCGUUCCUCGGCGGGAGGCUGGCGGUAGGGCCCAGGAGAUCGAGGCCCGCGUCCCGUAGUCUCGUCGCGUCGCCGGUGCAGAUGAACUUUGCGAUUGGGAAAGCCAUGAGGUGGUGGGAGAAGGGGCUGCAGCCCAACAUGCGGGAGAUCGAGUCCGCCGAAGACCUCGUCGACUCUUUGACCAACGCCGGCGACAGGCUCGUCAUCGUGGACUUCUUCUCCCCUGGCUGCGGCGGUUGCCGUGCUCUUCACCCCAAGAUUUGCCAGUUUGCGGAGCAGAACCCGGAUGUGCUGUUCUUGCAGGUGAACUAUGAGGAGCACAAGUCUAUGUGCUACAGCCUGCACGUCCAUGUUCUCCCUUUCUUCAGGUUCUACCGGGGAGCUCAGGGACGACUCUGCAGCUUCAGCUGCACAAACGCAACUAUUAAAAAGUUCAAGGACGCGCUUGCAAAGCACAAACCAGAUAGAUGCAGCCUUGGCCCAACUAGGGGGCUAGAGGAAUCAGAGUUAUUGGCUCUGGCCGCGAACAAGGACCUGCAGUUCACCUACACUAAGAAGCCAGAACUGGUUCCAAGCGGAGAUGCUGCUGCGGAGGUCAUCGCUCCUGAGCCUCCCAAGCUUCCUCCGGCCACAAAACCGUUGGUCAAGCAGGGAUCUCAGGAGAGGUCCUUGAUCUCAUCAGGAAGAUGAGAUGUGAUGAUGAUCCGUAUGAUCACAUCCUUCAAUUCUGUACAGUUCCGUGGUUCUUGAUGUGUACAGGUUGUACCUUCUCAUGGUAGUAGAGUGCAGGCUUUGAGAUUUUUACCUACGAUGCCUGUCCGCUAGUAGUUUGUAGCUGUAUUAGCAGUAGCAACGAGUGUUGUGGAGCUUUCUGCCUCCAGGAAAUUGUAUGGUAGUUGUAUGAAUCAUCUGCAUGCUAUUUUGCAAGGGUCACAUCUUAUCAUGAAUGGUGUUGGACGAA